AAGCACUAACAAAGAAGGGUAGCUUCACACAAGUGAAUUCUCGUCUGCUUCAUCGUUCCACAGAAUAGAUAAGAGUAAAGGGGGUUAGGGUUUCUGUUAUUCUUUCAAUUGAAGAAAAAGACAAAGUAGAAUACAAGAGCGAUUUGCAGCAGAGAAACCUCUGCAGUCUUUCCAGUAUGCAGCUGACCGUAGAAUUCGGUGGAGGAUUAGAGCUUCUUUGUAACUCUGUCAAGAUUCAUAAUGUCAAUGUAGAACUGCAAAAGGCAGCAGAAAAGUUAACCAUGAAAGAUUUACUGGCUUGGAUUCGUACUAAUUUGAUCAAGGAGAGGCCUGAAAUGUUUAUGAAAGGAGAUUCUGUGAGACCUGGUGUUCUAGCCCUUGUGAAUGAUUGUGAUUGGGAGCUGACUGGUCAACUUGAUACAACACUAGAGGAAAAGGAUGUGGUUGUUUUCAUUUCAACCUUGCACGGCGGAUAGUAUCUAUAUCGCUGUUGUAUCAAUAGUUUACGAAGGCAUACCUUACUAGCCAGCCAACCAUCUUCAAACCUAUCUGUCCCUGAAUGUAUUCAGCUUUGUGAUCCAUCCCCAGAUUGUGGUGAUAACAAAAUCUGAUCUUGAAGAAUGAUUAUUCCUGUUAAAUACUUUUACUAUAUUGAAUCCUGUCCUAUAGAUCAUGCAUUAAAACUAUGACAUUUCAAGAGAUUUUGAGAUUUUGGAAGCUGUAUGUUGAGUACGUUAAACGAGUUCAACAUGGAAGUAAAUUAUUCACAACGUA
Messenger RNA from Rosa rugosa (rugosa rose), 774 nucleotides. RefSeq names its product ubiquitin-related modifier 1 homolog 2-like. The coding region runs from base 177 to 476 and encodes 99 amino acids. The transcript is spliced from 5 exons. Gene Ontology annotation, cellular component: cytoplasm; nucleus. Gene Ontology annotation, biological process: protein urmylation; tRNA thio-modification. The record is from RefSeq and is a predicted model, not a curated record. Lineage: Eukaryota; Viridiplantae; Streptophyta; Magnoliopsida; Rosales; Rosaceae. Gene Ontology annotation, molecular function: protein tag activity.